Molecule: messenger RNA, 667 nt
Organism: Rubroshorea leprosula
Lineage: Eukaryota; Viridiplantae; Streptophyta; Magnoliopsida; Malvales; Dipterocarpaceae
Source: the annotation of a GenBank genome assembly
UCAAUUUGUCCUUCUCAGUCCUCAACUUUCUUGUUAUAGAUAAUAUUAUACUAAGUUAGCAUGGAGGCUGCUAGGCUUGGGCUCCCACCAGGAGGUAUUAGGCGCGUGUUCGGACCAAGAGCUAUGACAGCUAAAGGGAUUUCCACGGGCUGCAUCAGUACCUCCAGUGCGAAAUGUGUCCAAGAAAUGCCGAUCAUUGAACCGGGUCAAAAUUCCGCACCACUUCUGGCUAGGGAUGUGCUUGAGAAAAAUUAUGAGUUCAGAUACAACAUGAGGAUUACAGGCCCCUAUUAUAAGCAAACUAUUACUGGCAUGAAGCCCUUUUUUCAAGACCACGGUUUGGUGCCGGGGGAUCUGAUUACUAUAUACAAGAUGAAUGAUGAGGCAUUAAUUUACUAUAUACACUUCCAGAGAGCGUAAUUUCCCAGGUAAAGGUGUUGGAAACCUACUGGUCUUGGGUAGGCAGAUGAGAACUAUAUUUGUAUUACUCUGUUGACUUCUGACUUUAUUUAUUCCAAGCUUGCCGUGUAUCCUCAGAGAUAUGAGUAAUAUAUUGUGCAUUUUUCCUUUUUGGAACAUUUUUUCCUGUAAGUGAGCUUUCUGUCCUGGGUCUUUUUCUGUUUUUUGCCCUGAAAUCCUAAUUGCAGAAUAGAAACGAAUAUGUCAU